Molecule: messenger RNA, 2052 nt
Organism: Penicillium soppii
Lineage: Eukaryota; Fungi; Ascomycota; Eurotiomycetes; Eurotiales; Aspergillaceae
Product: Kelch motif domain protein
Exons: 4
Coding region: 1-2052 (683 amino acids)
Cellular component (GO): cell cortex of cell tip
Molecular function (GO): protein binding
Source: RefSeq, a predicted model, not a curated record
AUGCAGGACGCUUACUUGAUGCCUGCCAGUACGGCCCUUGCUCGUCGGACCAGCGCGGACUAUCGUCCCAGCAUCAAAAAAUCACAAGGACAUGUCCCCGCCUGCUUGGUCAAUGCCUCGGUGACGUACUGCAGCAAUGAUCGCAUUUAUGCAUUCGGAGGAUUCGACCAGUAUACCGAUGAAGUCUACAACCACGUGCUCAAGUUAGACCUGGAGACUCUGCGGUGGGAACUUGUUGAUAACUACGGCGAUAUUCCCGGAGUGCGCAUGGGACAUACUGCGACAUUGUACCAAGGCGAUAAAUUGAUCGUCUUUGGAGGCGAAAAUGAACAUACCGACUACCUAUCCGACGUCAUUAUCCUUGACCUGAACACCUUCACCUGGACACUCCCCGAGAUUCGCGGAUCAAUUCCGCGCGGCAGAGCGCGCCAUGCCGCAGUGAUUCACGAAGACAAGCUUUUCAUCGUGGGCGGAGUGACGGGGGAGAAGAAUGUGAUCUUAGACGACUUGACAUAUCUGGACCUACAAACCUGGACCUGGUCCCGAACCUGGAGUUUCACCGCACGCUUCGAUCAUACCGCAUGGGUCUGGGGCAACCGCCUUUGGAUCUUCGGUGGAUUAGGCCCAAACAUGGAACGGACAACUGAUAUUUGGUGGCUCGACCUCAAAGGAUCCCCAUCACUGGCCGGAAACAUCACCCCCAAGGUAGCGUCGACUCCCUGGACGUCAAUCUAUCCACCACUCAUCUCCCAGACUCCGUAUCUAGUAGCCCUCAUCAAAUGUCUCCCCGGUCGACGCAAGCCCGUUGCGCCUGGUGCCAUCUCACGUCUCCGUUUCAGCUCUGGUCCCCAUGUCCCCUCUCUAUUUUCUGGUACUCAUUUCCAUUCCUUUGCAUCUGGUGUUCUUCUCGAUCUGAUCACGCCCUCGGAGACCGUACGGUCGCAUGAUUGUAAUCUGUCGGCCCUGGAACUCAACUCGCUGCGUUGGCAGCGGCUCGCCGAUGGGCAAGAGAUCUUUCGUCCCGGUUACAGGUGGCACUACUGCACAGUCAAUGAUGCGGGGACCAAAGCGUGGCUCUUGGGAUGUAGUCUCGACACCACCAAUGUACCCGGUGGCAGUGAUGGCAAUCACAUGAGUGAAGUUCUCACCAUCGAUCUAGAAAGGUACGGUCUGUUGGGCAACGGGUUAUCGGCUGAGUGUCCCGAGCAGGACUCCCCUUGGCCAUAUGGCCAAACAGGACCUUCUCAGUUAUCUGGGCUUGGGGCAGAUCUAGCCGCUGACUUCGAUCAAUCUCCCGAGUCAGGCAGCGGUACUGAUUUUGUUAUCACUGCUAUCUGCGAUGAUCACGAAGGCUCAGUCUCGGAAGAGAUGAGCGACAUGCCGAACCCUUCCACAUAUCAGACACAGCCAACCUUUGUGGAACCAAACUCCUCAACGUCAGAACCCAUCCAUGUCCACCGAAUCAUUCUGCAGAUGCGGUGGCCACAUUUCAAGCGCUUGUACUCGGCGCAGAUGGCCGAGUAUCAUACCAAACGCAUGCAUAUACCCGAGCCUUAUUCCGUCGUGCGCGCCUUUCUGUACUACCUGUACACGGACAGUAUUGCCGGUCAUCCGGAGUACUGUUCGAGUGUUGUUGAUGUUGCUGGCAUGCUUGUCAUGGCAAAUCUUUACGACAUGCCCAAGCUUCGGCUGUUGUGCGUCAAUCGACUAAGUCGAGAGCUCGACGUAGACAAUGCAGCGAUCGUAUGGGAGCGCGCAGGGCGAACCAAUGAACAUUGGCUCAUGCGCCGAGCCGCUCAAUUCUGUCUGACAUACUGGGGUCGCGUGGUACGGACAGAGGGUUUCAAGUCCCUGAGCCACCAAAGUCUGAUUCAGCUCUGUGAGGUGGUGGACACGGAAGGUCGCAUCAUCGCAGGACCAGAGCUAGAGAUGGUCACGUUAGGGGCUGAUGGUUUAGGGGACCGAGACAAAAGCUCUCGACUACGCCUAGGCUCUACCGCGGACGAGCUGUCAGAGUCAGAAGGCGACGACGAAGGCAUGGAAAUUUCAUGA